Molecule: messenger RNA, 1459 nt
Organism: Pararge aegeria (speckled wood butterfly)
Lineage: Eukaryota; Metazoa; Arthropoda; Insecta; Lepidoptera; Nymphalidae
Gene: Jhbp12
Product: protein takeout
Exons: 6
Coding region: 130-867 (245 amino acids)
Source: RefSeq, a predicted model, not a curated record
GCGCGCGGUCUCAGUUCAACAUACACGUCGCACGCGCGUUCUCUUUGCUAAAUUCAAACAUCCGUUCGGGAAUUCAACGAAAAAGUUUUCAUCUGUGCGAUUAAAGAGGUUUUUCUUGAGUGAAAAAAAAUGUUUUUAAAUUUUUUCUUUGCCACUAUAACGAUAGCAGCGGCACAGAAUGCAUUGCCGAACGACUUCCUGCGGUGUCAACAGAGAGAUUCCAAAAUCAAUGACUGCUUGAAGAAAGCGGUGCCUGACGCGCUGCGGCGGAUGAAAGAUGGUAUACCCUCGCUAUCAGUGCCGCCUUUGGAGCCGCUUCUGGUAUCCGGCAUGAACAUAGAGUCCGGGGCGGGUCCCGUGGUCAUCACCCAGAUCUACAAGGCCAUCAAGAUGCACGGCCUCACCGACUCCAUACUCACCUAUUACAAGGCCGAUUUGAAGCACUACCGCCUGCGUACGGACUCCAUCACGCCGAAGUUGGAGUUCAUUGCCGACUAUGUGAUGAAAGGCAGGAUCCUCGUGCUGCCCAUACAGGGGAAAGGUGUUGCAAACAUCACAAUGGUGAACCUAGUAGUGAAGCACGACCUGAUCGGUGAGCCAGUGGUGCGCGACGGAGAGACGUACAUGCACAUCAAGGACUACAAAGUGAAGUUCGUGCCGGGCAAGGUGUACCUGCACUUCACCAACCUGUUCAACGGCGACAAGCGGCUUGGAGACCAGAUGAACAUAUUCCUGAAUGAGAACUCUGACCUCGUGUUUAAUGAACUGAAAGCAGCGUACGAGGAGAGUCUCAGCUCCGUUUUCAAAACAGUCACGAACCUGAUAUUCGACAAGGUGCCCAUGAAACACAUCUUCACAGAAGAUUAACUAUUACUGUGAUCCAAAUAUUAAGUUUUAAGAUUAUUAAGUUAAAAUCCUUCGCACACGUAAAUUUUGAAUGCAGACCACGUGGGUUUUAAAAACGCGCGUAUACAGGAUCGGAAUGGUCUUGAAGCCGUAUUACCGCCGCUUUAAGUAUCUUACGUCCUGAAUAUUUUUGGCAACAUGAUUUUAUUGAAUUAAGUUUGAUUGCAUGCUGGGAGUGAUUUCUCAUGAAAAAUAGAAUGUCAUAAAUGUGUUUGCAUUUUGAAAGCUAAGAUGUUUAUUUAAUAUAUUAAUUAAAAUAGUGCGCGAGCAUGCUAUCGUAGUUUUACGCCCAAUCUACGCUAACGCCGAGCGCUGCAAACUGGAUUUGUAGAUUUAAACGUUGUGGUAAACCUGCAACUUUUUUUUGUUCAACUGUUUCUAAAAAUCUUUGCGUGUGCCCUUAGGUGUAGUGGUGGAGUAGGUAGUUAGAGAACGAGACUAGAACAUAAAAAUUACUGGGUUUAAAAUGCAGUAAUAACUGUAUUUAUUGAAACUGCUUUAAUUAAAUAAUAAUGUAAAUAAGGUUUAAAAUAAAAUAAAACAUUAAAAUAAA